CUAAUAUCAAAUCAAUUAGAAAGAAGCGUUGAGCUUGGCGACCAGCAUAGCUCGCACCAAACACACAACAACACCUCUUUCUCCUAAAAUGGCACUGCUACAACCCACCAAACCAAGGUUGCAUCCAUUUGCAUCCACGUCUGCGCCCUGCCGGGGCUGUGUUCGGAGUUUGAGGCUUCCAAGCUCCGGGCGUUGUGAGAUCCGGGCGGCUAGCUCUCGUGAUGGAAAGGAGCAGGGCCCUGCUUCCACCUUCGGUCGGGCUCUACGCAUUGCAGCAGCAGGGGUGCUUGCUUCGGGCUUAGUAUGGAUGUCACCCGACGUGGCGCACGCGGAGAUGCAGGUUGUCUCCGCGGCGCAAGUGACCCAGAUGGCGAAGCCCCUACCGAAGCAGAGCUUUGAUAAGGGCCGGGUCUGGACCGUGUUCAUCGGGAGCGCAGUGACGCUGUUCGGUGCCACGGUGCUGGUGGAGCAGAACGCCUCCUGGUUUCCCGCCAUCUCGCGGGCCAACCAGGCAAUGAAGGACGCAACGAAGCGCUUGCAGGAGAUGGAGGAGCGCGAGAAGAAGGAGGCCGAGGUGCUGGCGCUGCGGCAGAAGGAGUUCGACCAGCAGCAGCGCAGCGCGGCGGCGGUGGAGGAGGGGCUGAAGGCCGCCAAGGCCAAGGUGCUGGCGCAGUCACCACAGGCGGCGGCUCCCAAGCCAGCGGUGGCUGCCCAGGCGCCGGCGCCGGCGCAAGCCGCAGCUACACCAGCGGCGCCGGCCUCGACCUCGGCACCCGCGGCAGCUGCGCCGCCCGCGGCCGCAGCCGAGCCCCACCAAGCACCAGCGCCGGCUGCUCCUGCCAGCACUAGCGGCAGGGCUAGCAGCGGCGCGAGCAACUCGUAUGUGGUCGUGGAGGACGUGUCGGGCGACUUGGGGGCGCAGGCAUGGACGCCUGCCGGCACCAGUAGCGCUCCAGCCGCUGCCACGGAAAACAGUAACGCUGUCAUGGGCGCGGCGGCAGCGGCGACGGCCGUGGCGGCGGCGGCGGCUCAGCCACCCGCUGCGGCCGCGGCUGUAGUUGAGGAGGACGCGGAGUCGCUAGCGCGUUUGGCACGACUGCAGAACUUUGUGGACUCCAUGGCAAGCCGGAGGGACGCGGUGAAGCAGCAGUGAGCACCGGGGAGCGGGAGUCUUGGAUGCAGGCAGCAACGCCAUGCAGCAACGGCGGUAGCGAAAGGCGAGAGUCUGCAGAUGCUUGGUUUGGGAGGGAGUGGAGCGAGGGAUUUAGGAAGGGGCCUGGUGUGGGCACGACAAGGACACUGCGGUGGCAAAAGAGGUGGUACGAGAGUUCUGUCGUUAUUGUUUAUGACAUGCGGGACACUUUUGGAUGCAUGCGCAUAGGGCGGGCGGGCCUAUGAACGAUAGUAGCUGAGCGGAAUGAUGCGCAAAGGUCGUUGCUGUUGGUUGUUGUUGGGGCUGUGUGCAGUAGCUGCACCUGAUGCGCGCGCUGCAAGCGACAUGCUAUUAUAAGCGGAUGUGGCCGAAGUGCCGAGAAUGAACACAGGGUGUGACCGAACACGUUUAGUCCAUUGAAGACUAGCGCCACCUGAAGGUUACAGAGAGGGAACGUGUCAAGUGCCCAAGGCUUGUCCGUUGCAAGAUUGCAUGCCUUCA
This is a messenger RNA of Chlamydomonas reinhardtii, 1654 nucleotides long. RefSeq lists its product as uncharacterized. NCBI's taxonomy places the organism in Eukaryota, Viridiplantae, Chlorophyta, Chlorophyceae, Chlamydomonadales, Chlamydomonadaceae. The record is from RefSeq and is a predicted model, not a curated record. The transcript is spliced from 5 exons. The coding region runs from base 89 to 1153 and encodes 354 amino acids.